Messenger RNA from Rhinocladiella mackenziei CBS 650.93, 1371 nucleotides. RefSeq lists its product as uncharacterized. The record is from RefSeq and is a predicted model, not a curated record. The transcript is spliced from 7 exons. Gene Ontology annotation, cellular component: membrane. NCBI's taxonomy places the organism in Eukaryota, Fungi, Ascomycota, Eurotiomycetes, Chaetothyriales, Herpotrichiellaceae. Gene Ontology annotation, molecular function: transmembrane transporter activity. The coding region runs from base 1 to 1371 and encodes 456 amino acids. Gene Ontology annotation, biological process: transmembrane transport.
AUGACGAAUGAAGAAGCAACCAAGCUCCCUCCACUGCAGCAUGUGGAAGAGACUAUCAAGGCGGAUCUUGAACUCAAGGACACCUUGACCACGCAGGCGAUAGAAAUCGAUCCGAAGGCGGAGAAGAAACUACGGUUUGGACGCCGCCGUUGUUGUUGUGAGAUACUAAUUGCUCUUGAGGACCGAUCCAACCUUGGAAACGCGAGGGUCGCGGGCAUGUACGACGAUCUGAAACUCGAUGACCAGGAUUAUUAUCACGCAGUGGUGACAUUCCAGGUGGGAUAUCUGAUCGCUGGCACGCCCUCCAACAUGAUCUUGGUUCGAGUACGACCCUCUCUAUACAUACCGAUGCUCAUGAUUCUGUGGGGCACCUGCGCGACAUGCUUGGGUGCCAUCCAGACCAAGGGCCAAUUGUGGGCGGUUCGCUUCCUGCUGGGAAUUACGGAGGCCGGCUUCGCGCCAGGAGUGUUCUUCCUCAUAAGUGCAUGGUACAGGAAAGAAGAACAGUCCAAGCGAUUCAUCAUCUUUCUGAGCGCAUCGAUCCUGUCAGGUGCAUUUGGUGGUAUUAUCGCAGGUAUCAUCGCCAAAAAUCUGGACGGAGCCCAAGGCAUCGCCGGUUGGCGUUGGCUAUUCAUCAUUGAGGGGGUCCUUACCGUAGCGAUCGCCUUCAUAGCACCCUUCUUCCUCCUCAAUUUCCCGGCCACCUCCAACAGACUCACUCUCGAGGAGAAAGACACGCGCGCUGCGUCCAAGCUCUCUCAUUGGCGAGCAUUUCUUUCUGCCGUCUUGAACUGGAGACUCUAUUUUCUUGCCGUGCCGUACAUGCAGUUGGUAGGGUCGAGUGCACUGGCCUAUUUUUAUCCCUACCUCAUCCAGGGUUUGGGAUACACUGCAAUUGAUGCUCAAUUCAUGACGGCUCCAUUGUACGUGGUCGCUUUGGCGAUCAGUAUCCCGCUGUCUAUUCUAGCCGACAAAUACUCGACAGCGCGGAGUCUCUUUGUUUCGGCGAUCAUGCUUACCGGCGGUAUCUUCUGUGGUCUCGCCAUGGGUAUUCAGACGUACGUUCCUUGCUAUGUUUUCUUGUGUUUCAUCAACUCGGCGAUCUGGGCGGGCAGCCCAAUUGCUCUUUCAUAUGCGAGCAGCAGCCUGGGUCCGGUAGAUACAGAGACGAGGGCAAUCAGCUUAGGUAUCAUUAAUGGCCUGUCUCAGCUGGCACAGGUUUACGGCUCCGCACUCUUCCCCAGUGCCGAUGCUCCAGCAUAUUACAAAGGCUUUGGGACGUACACCGGCCUUUGUGUUCUGGGAGCCACGGUGUCGGGUAUUGGCCACUUUCUCCUCCAAAAAUAUCCAUAUCGGGCGGACUUUGAGUAA